AGGGAGGAAAAAAUAAAUGCCGCUGGGCGCAUAUAGCUUUCAGCUGGUGGCGGUGGGCGUGGGGCCUGUGUGGCCCGGCAGCCGCCGCCGCCGCACAAGCAACGAACCAAGCAGCUGGAGGCGAGGCGAGGAAGAGGGAGAGGGAGAGGAGGCCGUGUCUAUUUAACCCAACCAACGCAUUGCCCCGACGCCCGCCCCACUCCAAAGUCCAAAAGCGAGGAAAGGAAGGAGGACGUCGCGCAAGAAACGAAAGCCACCCGCCCCGCCCGCCUCCAACCGCGCUUAAAUGCGCGCCUUUCUUCUUCCGCGUUAAACCCUCCGGCUGUCUCAUCGCUCCGCGUAGUAAACUCUUGUUACAAAAGGCCAGCUGCUCGUUUGCUCCGCCGCGCGCCGUCGGUUGGCUGCUCGCUCGCUCUGGCUGGGCGGCGUCGGUUGCUCGGCUGAGUCCGGCCGGGGAGCGAGCAAUGCACAUUGCGACCUGCGUGUGGCAAGAGAAGGCGUCGGCCGGCGGCAUGGGGGGAGCUGCUGCUGGUGGAGGCGGCUGCGCCGGCGGAGAGUGGGGCGCGGCGCGCGCGAAGGUGGCGUCGGUGCUGGGCGUGGCCGGGUGCGCGCUCAACUGCGCGGUGAGCUUCGUGGUGUUCUCGGCGCUGGACGUGCUGGACGUGGUGCUGUGCCUGGUGUACAAGCUGGUGGACUACGCGGCGGAGGCGGAGUGGAAGUCGUGCUACUGCGCGGCGGCGUCGGGCCCGCGGGCGGCGCAGCUGCCCCUCGCCGCCGCGCCACCAGCGGCGGGCGGGCCCAAGGUGGUGCGGCUGUCGGCGUCGUCCGCGAAGCUGCAGCUGGAGGACGUGUCGGACACGCUGUACGUGCGGCCGUCGCUGCUGGCCGACGCGACGCGGGCGGGCAACGGCAGCGGCAGCGGCGUGGCCCCCGCGCUCACCGUGAGCCCCGCCAUCGCGGAGCUGAUCCGCGGGAAGAUGGACCGGGCCCCGCGGCCGCCGCGGCAGGCGCCGUGCUGGUCCGACUGCGACUGCAAGGUGUGCCACGCCUGGAGCGGGUCCCCGGCGUCGUCGUCCCACCUGUACGUGCACGUCCAGGCGCCGGCGAUGGCGGUGGAGACGGAGGACGUGGUGUUCAUCCACGGCUUCAUCUCGUCGUCCGUGUUCUGGACGGAGACGGUGUUCCCGGCGUUCAGCCCCUCGGCGCGGUCCCGGUACCGGAUGUUCGCCGUGGACCUGCUGGGGUUCGGGCGCAGCCCCAAGCCGGCGGAGUCGCUGUACACGCUGCGCGAGCACGUGGAGAUGAUCGAGCGCUCCGUGCUCCGGCGCUACCGGAUCGGGUCGUUCCACGUGGUGGCGCACUCCCUCGGGUCCGUGCUGGCGCUCGCCCUCGCCGUCAAGUACCCCGCCGCCGUCAGGUCGCUCACGCUCCUCGCGCCGCCCUACUUCCCGGUGCCGGAGUCGGAGUCGGAGUCGGCGGCGCAGUACGUGAUGCGGCGCGUGGCUCCGCGGCGGGUGUGGCCGCCGAUCGCGUUCGGGGCGUCCAUGGCGUGCUGGUACGAGCACGUGAGCCGCACCAUCUGCCUCACCAUCUGCCGCCACCACCGCGUCUGGGACCGCCUCUUCAGGAUCUUCACCAGGAACAGGGUGCGGACGUUCCUGAUCGAGGCGUUCAUGUGCCACACGCACAACGCGGCGUGGCACACGCUGCACAACAUCAUCUGCGGCAGCGCGGGGCGGAUGGGCGCGUACCUGGACGCGGUGGACAGGGGGCUGUCCUGCAAGGUGGCGUUCUUCCACGGCCGCGACGACGAGCUGCUCCCCGUCGAAUGCACGCUGGCGGCGGGCGCCAGGGUGCCCCGCGCGCGCGUCACCGUCUACGACCGCAAGGACCACAUCACCAUCGUCGUCGGACAGGAGCGACUCUUCGCCGCCGAGCUAGAGGCCAUCUGGAGGGCCGACUAGCUAGCGCUAGCUGCCUCUGCUAGUACGUACCCGUUGCGUUGCGUUGCGUUGCUUGCGUACGUCCCUCUCGGACGACAAACGCUUUUGCUGCUGCUGCUGGUUCUGGUUCUGGCAGUCAGUGUGCACAGAACGAAUGAAGCUAGGCAAUAACAUGCAUGGUAGCCUGCAAAACAUCCAAGAACAUGUACGUACAAUUGUAGGAUGACCGCUGUAUCAUCUCUCUCUCUCUCUUUUUUUUUCUGGUAUAAAUUCGAGUGUCCUCAACGGACCAUAUAUAUAUAUGUGUAUGUAUACCCUAAACCUAUACGAGAGUACGAGACUCACUCGUCAGUCAGUCA
Messenger RNA from Zea mays, 2302 nucleotides. RefSeq names its product alpha/beta-Hydrolases superfamily protein. The coding region runs from base 465 to 1964 and encodes 499 amino acids. The transcript has 3 exons. Lineage: Eukaryota; Viridiplantae; Streptophyta; Magnoliopsida; Poales; Poaceae. The record is from RefSeq and is a predicted model, not a curated record.